CCCCACCGCCCCCAUGGACAGCAGUGGGGGCAGCAGCGGCCGCGCGUAGCUCGGAAGGUAUGCCCCAAACGCUGAGUUCUACCAGUAUGUUUACCCCAUGUAGCUUCAGCCCUCAUCUACAUACUUCUAAAGAAGAUGAACAAGGAGGGCUUAUCUUCCAGGAUGGAAACCUUACCUCAGCAUCUCUGGAUGCUCUAAUCCAGCAUCUCAUCCCUACCACUGAUUACUACCCUGAGAAAGCCUAUAUCUUUACAUUCCUGCUGAGUUCCAGACUCUUCAUUGAACCCCACGAGCUUUUGUCCCGAGUUUGUCACAAGUGCAUUGAGCAGCAGCGGCUGGACGACCCUGUGCUGGACAAGGCACGGAUCAGAAAAUUUGGACCCAAAAUCUUGCAGUUGCUGACGGAGUGGACGGAAACAUUCCCGUAUGACUUUCAGGAAGAGCGGAUGAUCGGCCACCUGAAAGACAUGAUUCACAGGAUAGCCCCAUGUGAUGAGGCCUACUGGAAAAAGAUGAAUCAGCUUUUACAGACCCUGAAUCAGAAGCUUGCCACCCUCAGCCAUGGGCAAGAAGGGAUUGUCAAGAUCAAUGCUGCUGUCUCUGAUAAGCUGGUUGCCUUUAAAAGUAAACCUCCAUCAAUUCAGAGAGAAAUCCUAAGCGUCUGCAGUGACCCUUACACUCUGGCUCAGCAGCUGACACAUGUGGAGCUGGAGAGGUUAAGUCACAUCGGACCUGAGGAAUUUGUGCAGGCAUUUGUACACAAGGAUCCUCUGGAUGGCACCAAGCCUUGUUUCAGUGACCAGAAGACCAGUAACCUUGAGGCCUAUGUGAAAUGGUUCAAUAGGCUCUGCUACCUCGUAGCAACAGAAAUUUGCAUGCCUGCAAAAAAGAAACAGCGAGCACAAGUCAUUGAAUUCUUCAUUGAUGUCGCCCGAGAGUGCUUUAACAUAGGGAACUUUAAUUCACUGAUGGCAAUCAUUUCUGGAAUGAACAUGAGUCCUGUUUCUCGGUUGAAGAAGACUUGGUCAAAAGUAAAAACAGCCAAAUUUUUCAUUCUUGAACACCAGAUGGACCCCACUGGUAACUUCUAUAACUACAGAACGGCAUUGCGGGGGGCUGCUCACAGGUCCCUCACUGCACACAGCAAUAGGGAGAAGAUUGUGAUCCCUUUCUUCAGCCUAUUGAUCAAAGACAUUUAUUUUUUGAAUGAAGGAUGUGCUAAUCGCCUUCCAAAUGGACACGUCAACUUUGAAAAAUUCCUGGAACUGGCUAAGCAAGUAGGAGAAUUUAUAACAUGGAAGCAAGUGGAAUGUCCCUUUGAACAAGAUGCUAACAUAAUCCACUACCUGCACACUGCUCCCAUUUUUACUGAAGAUGGUUUAUAUCUGGCUUCUUAUGAAAGUGAAAGUCCGGAAAACCAGACAGAAAAAGACAGAUGGAAAUCCUUAAGAUCCACUAUUUUAGGAAAGACUUGAAGAUAAAGAGAUCACUGCAGUAGGUCAAAGAAAAGAAAUCCGCAAACAUUUUGCACUACUGAUUCCAAAGAUGCCUGUUUGGGAUUUAGACAAAUUCUUUUUUUGGGUUUUUUGUUAGCCUUUUUGUUUUUCUUUUUUUUUUUUCUUUUUUUUUUUUUUGACUGCCUAACGUGAUGGAUGAACUGGAUUCAUCCACUGAAAUCAACAGAACUGUGCACAAGGACGCUUUUCUAACUCUGAGACAGAGAGGAAGGACAAACAGAUUAUUUGUGGCUGAGCCCAAACUGCGUCAGGAUCACUGUAACUUUUGCCUCUGAAGGAAAAUAGAAGAAAAUCAGGAGCAUGGAGAACCAUGGUACUGCAAAGGGAAAAAAAUAUAUAUAUAGACAUAAAUAUUUCAGAAGCAGGUGCUUCAGACAGCAGCUCUUUAAACCCUCUGAGGAUUAUAAAAUCAAAUCAGACACUGCAGCAAUCUGGUUAAUUGCUGAAUGAAGAAAGAACUACUUAAUCUAACAUUAGCAGUCCCCCAGCCUUGUUGAACAAAGCACUGACUGCAACAGGUAUGAGCUUCCAGCGGAUGAAAAUGACAUCAGUCGCUCAUAGAUACCCAUGUAUGUCACAUACAGAUCACAUCAGCAUGGGAGAGCUGUGCAAAUCCCAUGAAUUUUUACAGAGAACAAUCUGAAGUAUGACUAUUGCUUAGUUACUAUUCCUGCCUCUGCUGUUGUUUUUCUUACUGUGAAUGUUGGCAGAUCUGAGGAGGUUGUAUGUGAUAGUCCUUAAGGACCCCCUACACCCAACAUCUAAAGCUGAACUGAAGAAGAUGGACUCAGUUUACCUCUAUUUAAUGUGUGUAGCCUAUUCCAUAAUUUCGUUCCUGCUGAGGUGCAUCCUUUAGAGGGCUUUAUCACGCUUAAAGAAAAAGGAUACGGCAUUAUUGUACAGUAUUAUACAGUACUGUUUAUUUUGCAAUUUGAUACUAAGAGGAAGGAAGAAAUAAUUGCUCUGUAAGAGAGAGGGUAAUUUCUUUAAAAAGACAAAGGGUUUCAGGCUAGAAUGAAUGCACUCAAGUGCAAAAUCUGUCAUUCGUUAGCAGAUAACCAUUUUCUUCCUCUUUAGUUUUUAGGUUCUAAACAGUAUCUACCACUUCCUUACAGGUAAUAGCAAGCAGGGACUACGUCUUCUUUUUAAAUUUGUAUAGUGAUCAUGGUGCUACUUUAACAUAUAUAAUAUGUGAUAAUGAACUAUGUGGAUGUUAGAGUCAAAAGCCAGAAGAGUUUGUGUGUGGAAGGACUGUAUGUAUGUGGAAGGGCUGUUCCCACUUGCCCCCCAGAAAACCUCAAAAAGCUUAACUGAAACCUAAUGCCCUAUGAUACUUUGCUUUAUUACUGACUUGAUGCUGACCUUUCAGAUGUUCCACUCUGUCUACAAUAGCAGGACAUAAAGCUUUCUUUGAAAUCAUUAACUGCUUUAUUUCAAUUUAGAGUGAUUCGAAAUGGCCAUAGGAUUUGGAAAACUGAAGCUAAUCAUAAAAGCUGGCUGUACUGGCCUGUGCUUUUAGACAGAAAGCUGAAACUGCUCCUGUCUACUGCCAGACCUCACAAAGGUUGUCCAUGCCUGAGUGAGGUGUUGAAAUACGAGGCGUUGGUGAGGCAGUAGUUGAGAGCAGCCCAGGCAGCUGAGCUGACCUCGAGAACAGUGGCCUGAGACAUGUUCUGUGUCAUAUGCUAACGCUUGGUAUCUCCGGUGCAGUUCUUAGGUUGGGUUUUGAUCUGUGGAAACCUGUGCAAUCUGGAUCAUGGCCACGUGGCAUCCACUCUUGCAGCUGGCUGAGCUGUCCAGGACAGCUUCUUCUAGAUGUGCGUUCACAGGGAUGUGAUGGAGAGCGCUGAUUCUCCUCUUCAUUUAUCUACCAGCACACAAGUUCAAGCAGGGGGAACAUAAAAAUGUCAUGUCUGUUCUCGGGCUCUGUAUGGAAGAACUAAGUGUGAGGAUGGGAUGGCAUCCUUCCAGCCAGGGAGCAAUUCUUCCGGUGAUACUGUUGAUAUACUGUUUGUUAAUUUUUGUCCAUGAGCUGAGAGCUAUACAGGGAAACAUACACACACAGCCAUUGCUUCCAGCAGAACCAUUUCCAAAAUGAUGCCAUUAAAAAAUUAAUUCCAACCAAAUCCAGAGCAAUAACCAUAAACAUAUCCAUAAACAAUGGCAAUGCUUACAUGUGUUUGCUAAAUGGGUUUUUGUUGUUGUUGUUGUUUUUUGUAAUGUCUGCAUUGCACGUGCACAGCAUGACUUCAUGGCAGAGUGGGUUUUUUAGUUGUCUGAAACCCACUGUGGGUGGAUGGGCCCUUCCCUAAAACUGCUUUUUAAAGUGCAAAUGAUCAUUUUCCAAUGAUCAAUAGAGGCCGGUACAGCUGAGAUGAUAACACCCAAAGAUGAAUCGAAUUUCCAUUUCUCGUGAUAUUUUACAGCCUCGGGUACCUUCCAUGAAUUCAGGCAAUUUUGUGAGUUAAAAUUUGGACUCAUAGCAUUUAUCACUGCUGCAAACUGAAUUACAUUCACGGUCCAAAAUUUUCAAUCCCCAAUACUUAAAAUGGAAGCAUUGAAGUUAGAUUUAGGAAGGUAUUAAGGGCUUAGUGGGACUUUCAGAAGCACCAGAUCAUCCUUAAGCCUUUGUAUAAAUCCCACAUUUAAAAGGGGUUUUUUUUGAAGGUGCUAAACAUCCUCAUCUCUUGGCGGAUACUAAAGCAAUUAAUGCUUCACAGAGGUGCAUGGCAUAUUGAUGCCAGUACACAGAACAGUGUAUGAUCUCCAGAAAUGCUGCUUGCACCUUGCAAAAUAACUGUAAGGCAUGUAGUCAUUGGACUAACAUGAAGACAAGUUGCAGUUAGUUAUGCCAUGGCUUUCCACCACUAUUUUUUGGUGAAUUUGCCUCCCUGAUAACUGCAUGAGCUAAUGCAGCAGAGAACAGAGCAAAACUAGAGCUGGGACUUUCAGAAGCCCCAGAUCAUCCUAGGGUGUUAACACAGUAAGCCAGUGAGAUGAUACAGUCUUUCAGAAGCAUUAACUUAGCUUCUGCCUAUACAGCAAUAUUUGAAAAGACCUAAAUAUAUUAAAUCAUUUCUGCACCUCCUCUUGUGUAAUCAGAGUGCAGCACAAGUCCUGUAUUUCAUUUUUUGAGAGUGCCAUUCUGCAACAUAGGGCUAGAUCCAAAGCUCAUCAAAAUACGAGUUGUGUGCCUUCAGCUUGUGUUGAAGUCAGCGGAGGAACUUGCUCAGUGCCUUCCAAAAGACAGUUAAUCGUUCAGACUCGCUCUCAAUUUCACGUCAGCAUCAAUCGCAUCACCUCAUUAAAGGUGGAUAGAUAAUUAAACAUAGAUCUCCUGGCCAUGACUGAAUUUGGAAGGUAGAGAACUUGUGGAGUCUCACCCAGAAGAACCCCACGCAGCAGGGUGCACUUGCACAAUACAUCCUUAUCCCUCUGCUAGGCAGGUGGCAGUCCUGCUGUACGACUGCUGGGAGCUCCCCACACAGAUAGAGGACAUGCAGGUCUGGAAUCAAACCGUGAUCUCAGCAGUGCUGGGAUCAACACAGUGCAGACACGGCUGCUAAGGCACUUCGAAUUAGUUCAAGCAUAGAGAUGUUUUCUUUAGCUUGGGAAUAUGUUAUGAUGGGGUCAGUAUUGAUAAGAUAAUCACCUGCUUACAAUUAAGCCAGCCCAUUACUGAUACCUUGGUCAGUUUGUCAUGUUUUAUUGCAAUAGUUUAUGCACCUUUUCUUAAAGCACACAAGCACUGGUUUGCAUGAUGGUAAAUCCAGCUUAGAACACCAUUCAGAUUACUGAAUAUAUAAUUGAAGUUAUCAAAAAGAAAAGAUACUGGAGUUAUCAGUAGAAAAGAUACUGUUUUGCUUACAGUAUCUGGCCUAAUAAUGACAGUGUUUUAUAGAGACCUAACUCAAGCUCAGUGUUGUGCCUGGGGAAAAACUCCAAUUGAUUUUGAUGGGUUUUGGAGCAGUACUGUAACUGUAGCACUGCUCCAGGGUUAUUCAUAGGAAUUAAAUUACAUUGGCAACUUGAAUAGUCCUUGGCCUUUUGUUAGGGCCAGUUCCGACUCCCAGAUGGGCAGGUGCACUUAAUAGGGUGAAAAUCCAGCCUUGGCAAAUGUAUUCUCUGACGUUGCUGACGUUUCAGAAGCAAAUUCAAGGAAUUUGAUCCAGAGAAUUAAUUCACAUCUGAGAGCAGAAUUUGGCCUUCUGGUUUUGAAUCCUUUUUUCUUUUUAAAGCAGUAGUAAUCAGCCUUACUGUCUCAGGAGUGUCUUUGAUCGGAAAUUAAAACCCCUUUGAUUGUAAACUGAGUAUUUCCAUUGUUGCGCCUGCAGAAUAGGGUUAGGAAGAGGUGAGGAAGCAAGGCAACGCUCCUUGCUCCCUUCUCAAAAGGCUCAACUGUGGGCCAAAAACAUUCCUUUCUUUUUUGUUAAUGUUAUCUGUUAAAUGAGAUUACCUCAGUAUUUGGUGCAGGGAAUUACUGAAUUGUGUCUGGGGAACAGCAUCGACAUACCUGGUAUCCAUACAGCAGUGCAUACUCUGAUGGGGUGCAGCAGUGAUAGAUGGUCCAGUACAACCUGUCAUGCAAAUUCCUGUCCAAGCCCUGAGGUUUGUGAAGCUGGGAUACAAUGCUUUGGAAAGGUAGGACAUGAUUGGAAAUUCACCCGAGGCAAAAUGUAUUUCAUCCUCCAUCCAACAGAAUAAUUACAAGAAAAUUCUUGGAACUAAAAGUUCCUCUAGAGGGCCGGAAAACAGUGGAGAAUUUGUUACUUCAUUGACAGAGAUUUUAAGAUCCAAGCAGCAUGAUAAAAUAAGUACUAAAAAAUUGUAACACCUUGAUGGUUGUUAACUUUUGUAUUUCACAGCAUGGCAGCAGAGUGGAAAAAGAUAACUGUGCAUGUGCUAUUCCUAUUAACAUCAAUGGCAGCUGGGCAGGCCAAGGCAGGAGAGAAUACAGUGACAUGCAGUGAUGCGUGCACCAAGCUGUACCAGUACUUUAACACUGGGCAUGUUGGAAAGGAAGCACGCUGCCUUGGGGAGUCCCUUUCUUUAUAAUCAACAUUAGCUGCUCUGUAGUCCCUGAGCUGAGCAGGGAUGGCAACAAACAAGUUCCUUUUUUUUUUUUCAGUGGAACAGAUCUGGAGGCAGACCUGUUUUGUAUUUAUUUCUUCUACAGUUCUUUUUGCAUAUUUUCAGAUAUGCAAAAAAUAUCAGCUACAUUGUCAGUGCGCACAGAAGGCAUCACAUUCUGCAUUUGUAUACUAUGCAAGAUAUAUAUUAGAAGUUAAUAGCUUGUACGGGUGGCAUUUCAUACCCUCUGCAGAGGUGCAAGACACUGAAACUCAGGCUAUAACCUCGGUUACAGAACAAAGCUAGCUAUGGAUAACUUGUCUAGAUCCCUUGCCUUGCACUGUGGCCAAACUCAGACUGUAAUGCUGUACAUUCGGAGUGGCUUGGACUGCCAUCUCUCCCCUUGAUGCCUUUCCCUCCACAGAAUUGGCAUUUUGCUCUAUAAACAGCUCUUGCAAAAUGCCACGGGAGUAUUUUUCAGGUUCUCUGCCAUACAGGGGCUCUGCACUCAUAUACCAGAGCUGUCACUUUAGGAGUCCCUUCUCCCUUCCUUCCUGGCACCAGAAGUACCAGCCCAGACUAAAACUGCAGUGCAGCAUUGCUCCCAGGCCUUCCUGAAUGCAGAAGACUUCAAGUUCAGGACUCGCUUGUUCUGUAAGUUAAAUACCUGUACAGUAAACUUCAUUCUGAAAUGUGCACAGCCUAUUUAAUGGACCUGUGACCAGAAAAUCCCAGAACCCAGCUACCUUUUAGAGAAAUGCAACUUCCUCAGUGAGCUGUGACUGGUCAGUAUUGCAUCAUUGCUUUCAUUAUUUAAUUAAGCUUCUACAAUCCCCAUAUUUGGGGGACAGCUAAGUGUGUGAUAGUUUCCUGAUGUUUGGCAUAUGAGUACACAGAAUCGAGAAAAUGGGGGCUAUCAUCUAGACAGCUGACACGAGAUGUAUUUUCAUAACAGCCCAAGCUGGGUUACUGCUUAUAGUAUGUCCUCACCUUGAAGAAGAAGGAAUUGUUCCAGUAAAAUCCUCCUAACUCUUAAAGCUUUGUGAAAGAUACAAGCACACAGCUAUUAGACAUGUUUCAAGAUAUGAUUCUUACCAACAGGCAAGUACUUCCCUUAGGAGCCAGCCUGUAAAAUGAAAUAAAACUGCCAGUACACAACACAGAUGAAAAAUAAAUUGGCUUCUGGGUUCCAGAACUCUUCACUUUUAGCAAGUAUUCAUCAGUAUACGAAGGUAAGAAAUCAGAAUCACAGAAUCACAAAUCAGAUUUUAGUUUUGGAUUUUUUAGCAAGCUCUGUGAAAUGUGACAAUACCAGCUAUCUUAAGCCUAUACCCUAAGAGCAUAUUACUCCAAAACAUUUAUUCACAGUCUUAAAAAUGAGUAAACAGAACUGUCCUUAUGUUCAGACUGAGAAAUUAAAAGAUGUGUGUCUGGUCACCUGGAAAACAUGUGCAUUCAAAAAUGUACCCCAAACUGUUUGCAACUUCUAUGUUUCAUCUAUUAUUGUAAUUCCUUUUUACAACUGUGCUUGGAAAAAAAUGGAAAUAAAUUAGUUUUUAAGGAAGAGUAAGCUAGGAUAAAAGGAAAUAUGGAUUAAAAGACUGGUAGGUACUGACUGUGGGAACAGUAGUAAUGAGGGGCUGUGUUUUUCCCAUAGCUUUUUCUUUAAACUAAGCUAUUUCAUUUUCAGGCUGAACUGAAAUCCCUUUCCCCUCCACAAUACUCAAACCGUGUAGAUUUGUUGGAAGUCCUCACAGCAAUUACCAACACUUUAUCAACUGCGCAGGCAGAAAACAGUAAGGUUACUUGAAAGUGGCUGUUAUGAUUUUGUGACUGUACAUAGAUAUUGCAAAAUGUUAAUGGUAAAAUGCAUACUGUACCCCCAUAAACACUGCAAGAAUAGCAUGGUCAUUGUUAUGCUUUAUAGCUGUUGUGGAAAAUGUCUUAACCCGCAUUCAUGAUUAUAGUGCCAGUCCUACUCCCAUGCCUUUUUAUACAGUUGUGGUAAGAUUGUUAUGAAAUCCUUUUGUCAGUCAUGUUCAAGCUAACUUACCUGUGUAUAGAAUUUAUAUAUUAAAAACCCCUAAUUUAUACUGUGUUUUAACAGUUUGCCUGAACUGUCUAUGGUUUCUAAAUUUUGUAAUGUGAGUGUCAAAUAAGAAGAAUAAAAAAAAAAUUGGCCCA
Molecule: messenger RNA, 8771 nt
Organism: Centrocercus urophasianus (Greater sage-grouse)
Lineage: Eukaryota; Metazoa; Chordata; Aves; Galliformes; Phasianidae
Gene: RASGEF1C
Product: RasGEF domain family member 1C
Exons: 14
Coding region: 60-1475 (471 amino acids)
Biological process (GO): Ras protein signal transduction; positive regulation of GTPase activity
Cellular component (GO): plasma membrane
Molecular function (GO): guanyl-nucleotide exchange factor activity
Source: RefSeq, a predicted model, not a curated record